Messenger RNA from Maylandia zebra (zebra mbuna), 3238 nucleotides. It is a transcript of the gene il16, whose product is annotated as interleukin 16. Gene Ontology annotation, biological process: induction of positive chemotaxis; leukocyte chemotaxis. Gene Ontology annotation, molecular function: CD4 receptor binding; cytokine activity. The record is from RefSeq and is a predicted model, not a curated record. Lineage: Eukaryota; Metazoa; Chordata; Actinopteri; Cichliformes; Cichlidae.
AAACAGCUGCCAUCGUACUGUGCUGCCUUUUCUUAGCACGCUAAACCUGUCAGGAAGAAGAACGUGAACACUCGAAGACGAGCAAGGCUUUCGCUCAGGCAGACAUUGUGCUGUGCAGCGACAACAGUCGAGAUACAGGACGGAGGCAAGGUAGUUCAUCAGCUGUUCACUGCUCACAGCCAAAGAGAAAAACUCUAAAGAGACAGGCCUGUGUUGGUCACCCUAUCCAAGAACAGCUUUGGGAUCCCUGGGUUCACGAGAACACCUCCUCUGAAAAGCUGCGAGAAUCACUACCCACACCUUACAGACAGUAGAGUUACUGUUAAUGUACACGGCCUUUCUGCUACAAUGAAUGACGAAGAGAAUGUCCUUGAGGUCGAUGACACAGUCGCAAUGACUCCUGAAAAUAAAUCUGAAACUCCUUCAGAACUUAAAAAGGCGCCUCCAGUGGCACCCAAACCUGCCUGGUUUCGCCAGAGUCUGAGGAAAAUUAAGGAUGAGCAGGACCAGAAGACGCAAGCAAAACCAUCAGAGCAAACAUCUGCUGCAAGCUUCAGCAGAAACUUUGGCAUCAGAUCUGCAUCAUCUGCAACCAACCAAUCAAUCAAGCAAAGGAUUCACUCUUUUGAGACUUUUUCCAGUCCAGAAGCUCCAGAAAAGGGGAGCAACAGAAGACCAUUGGCUCCUUCAACAACCCUCUCUCCAGUGGAGAAGGGAUCCCGAGCCCCUUGCUCUUCCUAUUCUGCCUCAAAUGGAGAUAAUGUGAAGAACAAAACUGAAUUUUCCAGAGAGAUCCAGUCCAGAGAUCCAGCACCUAGUAAGGAGGAAGACAACAUACCUGCCUCUGUUGCGCCCUGUGCCAUUGCCUCAGCCAGCAAUGAAGCUUGUCAACAAACAACAGAAAAGUCCUCUGAAGAUGAAACUCAUUUUAAUCAGUCUACCACUGAUUCCAUGUAUUCUCAGACUAUCAACACUGAUGUGGAGUCAGGGAUAAAUGAUUAUCAGUCUGCUCCAGUGCAUGACAGCAGUGAAGCCUUACCCACCAACCUGGAGUCUGAGCUUGUGGAUUCUGAGUGUUCUGAAACAUCUAUGAGAUCCAAUCAAACUGAAGGUCAAAAUAGCUCUGACUGGACAGAGGAGGAAGGAAAGCUGUCAAGGACUGCUCGGAAUGCUGCUCCGGCCACAGAGAGUAACACCGUGAGCAACCCAGAGAGUGAAAGCCUGGGGAAAAUAAUUACCUUCAGUAAUCAGGUGUCACAAGCAUUGAUGUGCUCUUUGACCGUCUGUGGAGGUAAUCCUUCCUCCACAAACCUGCAGGACACCUCUUCACUGGACUCCAUUAACCAGCAGGAGUCUGAUCUAGCCUUGGACACGUCAGACAGAGGAUUCUCUUUCAGCCUGUUCACUUUGAAGGAGUGCAUCACUGAUCGAGGGGAGGGUGGAGUUCACAACGAGACUGCUUCUGUUUCUGCUUCUGCGCACUCUGUCAUCACAGCUAUCAAUUCACAGGAAAUACAGAAGAUGAUUCAGGAAGUUGAGGCUUUAGAUGAAGAAACACUGAAGCAACUAGUGGACAUCCAUGUUGUGAUUCUUCAUAAAGACGAGGGAGCUGGGCUUGGCUUUACCAUUGCUGGAGGGUCUGACCUGGAGAACAAAGCUGUUACUGUCCACAAAGUGUUUCUCAGUGGCCUGGCAGCUCAAGAGGGCACAAUUCAGAAAGGCGAUGAGAUAUUGUCUAUAAAUGGACAAACACUGUGGGGUGUCACGCACACUGAUGCCACCACUGCUCUGCGUCAGGCCCGGAAUCUGAAGCUGGCUGUCGUUGUCAUCUGCAAGAGAGUCGUGGAGGAGGGAAGAGAGGAAGGAAGCUGUAGGAGCGAAGAGCCAAAUCCUGCUGUGGAGGAAUGGGGCGCUCCAAUGAGUGUGGAGCUGGAGAAAUGUGCUGGUGGUGUUGGCUUUACUCUGGAGGGAGGAAAAGGCUCAAUCCAUGGAGACAGACCUUUAGUCAUCAACAGGAUCUUUACAGGGGGAGCGGCAGAGCAGAGUGGUCUGCAGAGUGGAGAUGAAGUGUUGCAGGUCCAGGGAAUAAGUCUGCAAGACAUGACUCGAUUUGAGGCAUGGAACAUGAUCAAGGCUUUGCCUGAAGGACCCAUCACAGUGGUCCUCAAGAGGAGGCUGGGGGGUGCAGAAUGACCGGCACAGCUUAUGGGCACUGAUUGAAGUAAAAAACAAAAAAACAAAAACAAAUACUCCAGGACAAACAAACAAAAACAACAAACAAAAAAACAGCAGCAUACAGCAGCCUCAGCAGCAAACAAGGACACAGAUGUUGGACUUUUUCUCUUUUUUGUUUUUUAAAAAAUCUCAUCAGGUUAAUAAUUCUUUUAGUUUUAUACCAAAGACAUUGCAAUUUUUUUCAUUUUUAUGCAGUAAUUUUGCAUCUACUUACUUUGAAUUUCAGAAGAAAAGAGUGAAAUUUCACAAGCUGUUGCUUUUCAAUCUUGUGGCGAGAAAAAGGAAACAUCCCACAUAUGCAAACAAGACUCUAAAACUGUCAAAUUGGUUAAAGAAACACACAAAACAAUAUUUCUCAGAAUUAAAGGACAACUGCACAUCUCGAGAAAUAAUACAAAACCCAGUUAAUUGGCAAGGGUUUGAACACUGCAAGGUUCGUUUUGCUUUAACUUGCUUGCUUAAUGAUAUUUGUACAGUAAAAGCUUGUAAUGUGGCGACAAACAAAACCAAUUUGGAAUCUGGAGGCAGCUCAACAGCUGCAGGUACCUGUGCCUGCCUACUGCUGCAGUAGCUUGACACUGAAUCUUAUUAUGAGAUUCAAUUAAUUACAGAAAUUGAUAUACUAGAUUGAAUUUUAUUUUUAAAUUAAUAUUAUUAAAAAGAGUUUCUGUGCUCACAGUCUAAGUCAUGUGCCUGAAAUAACAAUAUUAAUGGUAAUUAAUGGUCAUAGAGAUGAUUAAGAUGAUCACUAGUGUCUUUGCAAAUUUGUGAAGACAUUUUUUUUGCUCCAUGACACCUACAAAGUUAUGUAGCCUGUGUUUGUUACAUCUAGAAUGACAAGUGUCACCAUUGUCCAAGCAUAUAUGCAGUACAUGAAAACCUGAAAUUAGACACUGGACUACAUUUGAAGUAUGUGAUAACAAGCAGUUUUACUCCCUCUGCCACCAAUCAGGUCAUAUGAACAACUUCCUGUAUCUUCAAUAAAUGGCUUUAGUCACUGGGA